AUGUCGGAACAAAGUCACUACCAAUACAAUGUUUCUAUGAGUUGCUCAGGAUGCUCAAACUCUGUUAGCAAGGUGUUGAAGAGACUGGAACCUGCAGUGUCAAAGGUGGAUAUUUCGUUGGAAGAUCAAACUGUUGACGUUUUCACCAGUUUGCCAUACGAGACCAUUUUGGAAAAGAUCAAGAAGACCGGUAAAACAGUUAACUCCGGGAAAAAGCUUUAA
This is a messenger RNA of Zygotorulaspora mrakii, 222 nucleotides long. It is a transcript of the gene ATX1, whose product is annotated as copper metallochaperone ATX1. Gene Ontology annotation, biological process: copper ion transport. Gene Ontology annotation, cellular component: cytosol. Gene Ontology annotation, molecular function: metal ion binding; copper chaperone activity. The record is from RefSeq and is a predicted model, not a curated record. The transcript has a single exon. Bases 1 to 222 code for a protein of 73 amino acids. Lineage: Eukaryota; Fungi; Ascomycota; Saccharomycetes; Saccharomycetales; Saccharomycetaceae.